This is a messenger RNA of Anisakis simplex (herring worm), 678 nucleotides long. NCBI's taxonomy places the organism in Eukaryota, Metazoa, Nematoda, Chromadorea, Rhabditida, Anisakidae. The record is from the annotation of a GenBank genome assembly.
AUGAAGCGUGUACCAUCUCGAAAACAGAAUACUUCAGGUGAAAUCGACUCAAUUCCAUCGUCCAGUCCUCUUAUAUCGGCUGCAGCGUUAACUGCACGUAAUAGCUCAAAAACGCUCAAAUGCCCGAAAUGUAACUGGCACUAUAAAUAUCAAGAAACGUUGGAAAUACAUAUGAAGGAGAAACAUUCGGAUAAUGAGGUGAAAUGUGCUUAUUGCCUUCAAGGACGAGCUCAUCCGCGUCUUGCAAGAGGUGAAAGCUAUUCAUGUGGCUAUAAGCCGUACCGGUGCGAACUAUGCAAAUACAGUACAACAACGAAAGGCAAUCUCAGCAUCCAUAUGCAAAGUGAUAAGCAUUUACAUGCCAUGCAAGAGAUGCCUUCGGUGCUAUCAGCUAACUCUGGUACAGCGUGCGCUGAACUGGAUUCGGAAAGUACGCUUCAAUGUUUGAUAUGUUCGAAUUACUGUAGUGACAGUAUUCACGAUAUGCUCGAACAUAUAGAGCGAGACCGUAGCCGUCCAGUGAUCGGUGACAUGUCCAUAUUACACGGCGUUUACCAAUGCAACCUGUGUCCGUACAGCACGAAUCUGAAGGCGAAUUUCCAAUUGCACACUAGAACCGAUAAACAUUUGCAACGUGUGCAGCUGGUGAGUGCUAUAAUAAAUGAUUGCAUGAUUUGA